AAUCGAUUUUUCCUUUACGAAAAGAACAAAGUUGAAGAAAAUGUCUGCUCUUGAUGCCAAAAAAAUAGCCGAAGCUGAGGCUUUAAUGGGCCAAGUCGAUAGUGCCCCGGAUGAGUAUGCUAAAGCUGGUAUGUAUUUCAAGGCUGCAACUGCAUAUCGAUUGGCCAAAAGCUCGGAUAAGAGCAAGGAUUGUUUUUUGAAGGCCAUCGACUGUUACGAAAACAACAAGUCGUGGUUCCACGCUGCCAAAUCAUACGAGCAGAUUAUUUUGCUGGCCAAAGAAAACGGAACUCUGUCCGAAGUUGAGGAAUAUGCAAAUAGGGCUUGCAGUCUCUAUCAGCAACAUGGUUCACCGGAAGCAGCUGCUGCAGCACUGGAUAAAGCCGCCAAAAUGACGGAAUCCAAACAUCCUGAAUUGGCAUUGGAAUUCUACAAGCGGGCUCUGGCCGUCGUAUUAAUUGGAGAUGCCACCCAUCAAGCAUCUGAAUUCGCAUCGAAAGUGUCAAGAAUAUUGGUGAAACUCAAGAGAUACGAAGAAGCGAGCAAGGCUCUUAAAAAGGAGAUAAGCCUAAACCUUCAAACAAAAUCUUAUGGACAAGUUGGUCGCUUAGUCGUGGCCUUGGUACUAGUGCAAUUAGCAUAUGGAGAUCUCGCAGAUGCCAAAAAGACAUUCAAAAAAUGGGGAAAUCGUUGCGAGCACCAAGAAGUGUCCACAUUGCAAAAACUAUUACAAGCUUUUGAUGAUGGGGACCAAGAACUAGCUGCCAAGGUGCUGGCGUCCCCAUUUAUCAGACAUAUGGAUGUGGAGUACGCCCUUUUAUCGAAGAAUAUUUCCAUGCCACAAUGUAUACAAAAUGGAAUUUAAGUGGAGAAGAAAGCAAUCAAUACUGGAAAUUAAGCAUAUCUUGUUUUCUAUGGUGUGCAUAGUAGUCAUUUGUAUUUAUUGUUCC
This is a messenger RNA of Drosophila rhopaloa, 950 nucleotides long. It is a transcript of the gene gammaSnap2, whose product is annotated as gamma-soluble NSF attachment protein. The transcript has a single exon. Lineage: Eukaryota; Metazoa; Arthropoda; Insecta; Diptera; Drosophilidae. Gene Ontology annotation, cellular component: SNARE complex; vacuolar membrane. Gene Ontology annotation, molecular function: soluble NSF attachment protein activity; syntaxin binding. The coding region runs from base 41 to 865 and encodes 274 amino acids. The record is from RefSeq and is a predicted model, not a curated record. Gene Ontology annotation, biological process: intracellular protein transport.